AUGGGCGACGUAUCGCCUCCCGACGAACAACCCCCCUCAUUCCCUGGUCAAGAUGAGGAGGAGGACAAGGAGAAGGGCGCGGAAGUAGGCCACGAGAAGCCCAAGGAGCCCGAGAAGGCGGAGAAGGAGGGGCCCCCGCUUCCCCCGCUCACCGCGGCCGAGUUCCGACAGUACAACUACCUAGCCGAGCACAUGGAGCAAUUCCACAACUCGUUCCGGCUGCAAUGGCGGCUCCUCGAGGGGGCAUGCACGGCGCAGCAGCUCCCUCCGCGGACGACGGUGCGGCAACUGCUGACGCAGGGGCUGCGGUUCGCGUCGCAGCUGGAGAUGCACCACGCGAUCGAGGAGGCGCACGUGUUUCCGUCGCUGGCGAAGCGGAUGCCGUGUUUCGGCAAGGGCGCCGAGCACGGCGCCAUGAUCGCCCAGCACAAGCUGAUCCAUACCGGCCUCGACGAAAUGCGCAAGUACCUCGAGGAGUGCAGAGAUGGCAGGUGUCGCCUCGAGUGGCUGGUGCUCGACACGAAGAUGCGCGCGUUCGGCGACGUCCUCUGGAAACACCUCGAGGAGGAGGUCACUAUGCUCAAGGCGGAAAAUAUGCGCAAGUUCUGGACGACGGAGGAGAUGAAGGGUUUGGCUUUCUAG
Molecule: messenger RNA, 642 nt
Organism: Tricharina praecox
Lineage: Eukaryota; Fungi; Ascomycota; Pezizomycetes; Pezizales; Pyronemataceae
Exons: 2
Coding region: 1-642 (213 amino acids)
Source: RefSeq, a predicted model, not a curated record